AUGUUUUCUUUAUCAACUGAAGAAAAGUUGGAAUUAAUUUCGCAAAAAUUGAAACGUUUUAAAAAUCAAUCAAAUAAUUUCAAAGCUGCUUUUAUACCAAACAAUAAUUUAACAGCUGCUAGUUUUUCUGUAUCCCACUGUAUUGUACAGCAUGAUUUACCUAUUAGUAGAAAUACUGUUAAAGAACGAAUUUUAUGUAUGAGUGGCGAUAUAUCAAAUCAGCUUCAAACUGAUUUAGCUUCAGCAGACUUUUUUUCGAUUUGUCUUGAUGAAAGUACAGAUGUAACUUCCCAAGCUCGUGUAGCAGUUUUUGUUCUAUUUAUUAGUGUUAAUAUUAUGAAAGAAGAAUUAAUAAAAUUAAUAACAAUUUCUACUAAAACAACUGGUCGUGAUAUUAUGGAUGAAGUACAUAAAGAGUUUAUAAAUUUAAAAAUCAAUAUUCAAAAUAUUGUUUCAAUAACUACUGACGGCGCUCCAAAUAUGGUUGGUAAAAACAAUGGAUUUAUUAAACUUUUUUCCAAUGAAAUUUUGCAUCCUUUAAUCAACUUUCACUGUAUUAUACACCAAGAAGCGUUGUGUGCAAAAGAUAGUAUGAAAUCGCUUCAAAAAGUAAUGGAAACUGUUACAAAAAUUGUCAAUUUCAUAACAUCUCGAGCUUUAAACAAUCGACAGUUUGCCAAAUUAUUAGAAGAGGUGGAAUCGCAAUACUCUGGCCUUCUUAUGUAUAAUAGUGUUCGAUGGUUGAGUCGCGGGCAAGUUCUUCAUCGAUUUGUUGAAUUACUGGCAGAAGUACGUUUAUUUUUGUCGGACAAAUCUCAAGAUUAUCCAGAGCUUACUGAUUUAAAUUGGUUGAAUGAUUUGAUGUUUUUCACAGAUUUUACUGCAAUUUAUAAUGAUUUAAAUAAAAAACUCCAAGGCCGAGAACUUAAACUUAGUUUUUUUGAGUGGUUAAAUAUUGACAAUUUAGAAAUGGAGUUAAUAGAAUUUCAGGGAAGUAAUAUUUGGAGAAAUAAAUUUAUUAAUUUGAAUAAUGAGCUAGAAAAUAAUCAUCAUGAAAUUGGUAGGAAUUUUAAAUCGGAAAAUUUGAUUCUUAAUGAGUGGAAAAGUCUUCCAAAUUCAUUUGCAUCUAUGAAAAAACUAGCUCUUUCUUUAUUGACAAUGUUUGGAUCAACUUAUGCGUGUGAGCAGCUUUUUUCUUCAAUGAAUUUUAUUAAAUCAACUGUAAGGAAUCGUCUUGGAACAGAUUUAAGUGAAGCAUGUGUUCAAUUAAAAUCGACCAAGUACAGUCCAAGAAUUGAUUCAUUAGCCAAUAAAAUGCAGCAACAAAUUUCUCAUUAA
Molecule: messenger RNA, 1338 nt
Organism: Daktulosphaira vitifoliae (grape phylloxera)
Lineage: Eukaryota; Metazoa; Arthropoda; Insecta; Hemiptera; Phylloxeridae
Product: general transcription factor II-I repeat domain-containing protein 2A-like
Exons: 3
Coding region: 1-1338 (445 amino acids)
Source: RefSeq, a predicted model, not a curated record